Cooperia oncophora is the source of this 603-nucleotide messenger RNA. The record is from the annotation of a GenBank genome assembly. NCBI's taxonomy places the organism in Eukaryota, Metazoa, Nematoda, Chromadorea, Rhabditida, Trichostrongylidae.
AUGUUACGUGCUCCGGCUGCAGAACGUAAUGCUGUUCAUAUUGCUAAUGUUCUGGCAAUGUAUCUUCUUAGAGAUAUGAAGCUAUUGGAAAUAUCGUCUGGUACUGGACAACAUAUCAUAAAAUUUGCCGAGAAAUUCCCUUCUGUUACGUUCCAACCGUCUGAAAUCGACGCCAGAUCUCUUCACAGUAUCGUCGCUUACAUUGAUCAUUAUAGACUAGCAAAUGUUCGGGUACCUCUGUUCAUCGACGUUGCGAAACCUGUGAGCCAUUGGGCUCUUCCAGCUGACUAUGCCCCCUUAGCCGUAGAUGUGAUUCUCAAUAUCAACAUGAUUCAUAUAAGUAGCGAUGCUGCUGUGGAGGGACUGUUCAGGGCAAACGUGGUACUGGACUUCUUAUCACUUAUGGACCAUAUGCAAUUGAUGGCGUUAUUUCACCACAAAGUAAUAUUAGACUUUGAUAACAACUUACGGAGUCAAAAUCCUGAAUGGGGUCUAAGAGACGUCCGAGAUCUGAACGAGUUAGCCAUGCGCUGCGGUAUGCGAUUAGUGGCUCGACACGAUAUGCCUGCGAAUAAUCAUAUGUUAAUAUUCAGCCGAGAUUAA